Molecule: messenger RNA, 888 nt
Organism: Lagenorhynchus albirostris (white-beaked dolphin)
Lineage: Eukaryota; Metazoa; Chordata; Mammalia; Artiodactyla; Delphinidae
Gene: MRGPRD
Product: MAS related GPR family member D
Exons: 4
Coding region: 1-888 (295 amino acids)
Biological process (GO): G protein-coupled receptor signaling pathway
Cellular component (GO): membrane
Molecular function (GO): G protein-coupled receptor activity
Source: RefSeq, a predicted model, not a curated record
AUGGUGGUCUCCGAGUUAAAGAUAGAGAAGUCAGACUUUGGGGAGAUUGAAGUGGCUGGAAUUUGUGAGAUGGAGAUGAACAAGACUCUGAACAGCGGCCAGACCCCGGCAGCAAACUGGAACCGCCCCGGGGUGCACGUGCUGGGCACGGCCCACUGGGUGCUGGGCGCCCUGGUCAUGUUCACCUGUGUGGGCAGCAUCAUGGGCAACGGCCUGGUGGUCUGGCUGCUGGGCUUCCAUGGGCAGAGGGGUCCCUACAAAGUCUGCAUCCUCCACCUGGCCGUGGCCGACCUCCUCGUCCUCCAGGUGGCUGGCCUGAGCCUGCUGACGGCCAUCAGCACGCAGCGCUGCCUCUCUGUCCUCCUCCCCGUCUGGUACAAGUGUCACCGGCCCCGGCACCUGCCGGGCACGGUGUGCGUCCCGCUCUGGGCGCCGUCCCUCCCGCUGAGCACACUGGCCUCGCUCUGCGGCAGCUUCUGGCACCGGGACAAAUGGCAGUGCUUCACGGUGGACCUGAUCGUCAGCAUCCUCAUCACAGGGACCUUCACGCCUGCGAUGGCCACGGCCAGCCUCACCCUCUGCACGCAGGUGCAGAGGAGCUCCCAGCGGCGCCGGCCCACGCGGCUGUACGUGGCCAUCCUGGCCUCCGUCCUGGUGUUCGUCUGCGUCCUGCCCCUCGGCGUCUCCGGGUUCCUUCUCUACUGGCUGGACCUGCCCCAGCGGAUGAAGACUCUGUUCGGUCGCUUCGCCCGCCUCUCCCUGUCCUCGGGGCGGCCGAGCCUGCGGGAGCCCCUGGGGGCCGUGCUGCGCAGGGCGCUGUGGAAGGAGCCCGAGCUGGAGGAGGGGCAGACGCUCUCCACUGGCACCAACGACGAGGCGGGGGUCUGA